Messenger RNA from Melospiza georgiana, 5463 nucleotides. RefSeq names its product obscurin-like. Gene Ontology annotation, biological process: protein phosphorylation. Gene Ontology annotation, molecular function: protein kinase activity; protein binding; ATP binding. The record is from RefSeq and is a predicted model, not a curated record. NCBI's taxonomy places the organism in Eukaryota, Metazoa, Chordata, Aves, Passeriformes, Passerellidae. The coding region runs from base 1 to 5463 and encodes 1820 amino acids. The transcript has 27 exons.
AUGACUUCCCCCCCAUCAGAGACGGAGACUUCUGUGCAGGCCUCGCUGCAGCGCGCUGACAAGGAGAUCAAGACAGCCCUGAGAAAGCUGCUGGACUCGGCGUCCCUGCUGGUGACACUUCCCCCUGGCAUGAGGGCAGAUGGUGGCCUUGGCCUUGUCCCUGCUGGCUCUGCUCCCUCAGAGCCCUCAGGGGCAGCAGCCGGGCCCUCUGUGGUGCUUCAUGAAGCCAGCACCCAAACCCAGACUGCUGGAGGCCUCGGUGAAGGUUUAAGAGAGGGCAUUCAGACCGUGGAGGCCAAAGCUCAGAGGGAGGUUCCAGCUGAAGAACCAGGGGUGCCAAAGCCCAGCCCUGCUCCUUCCAGGGAAGAGGAGGCUGCUGGAGGGGAAAGCACUCGGGAACGCACUGUUCCCAUUGACAGAACAUCUCCAGAUGCAGGGGCAGGAGGCUGGUACAGGAGAGAAGGAGACGUGGUCUGGGACGUGCACAGUGAAGUUUACAUCGAGACCACAGAAAGAACUCGAGUGUAUAAGACUGAGGAGAAGACUCCAACAAGUCCUCCUUACAUGCAAGUGACAAUAGAGGAUGUGCAGGUGAACUCUGGGGAACAUGCCAAAUUCCAGGCAGUCAUUGAAGGAACCCCUCAGCCCACAGUUUUGUGGUUCAAGGGCACUUCACUGCUGACAGACAGCAACAGGAUCCAUCAGGGGAGGGAAGGAACAACUUAUUUCUUAGUCGUGGACAAUGCUGCCCUGGAAGAUGGUGGUGUUUAUACCUGUGUUGCCAGAAAUGCAGGAGGGGAGGUUUUGUGCAAAGCAGAGCUCGUCGUACGUGAAGGUAAUGCCAUCCUGUCACCUAAAGACCAAGAAGGGAAGAAAGUGGCCACAAGGAGAAAGCUCCACUCCCAUUAUGAGGUUAAGCAGGAGAUUGGAAGGGGCUGCUUCAGCUUCGUGAAACGGGUGGUGCACAAAGGGAACAGGGUGUCCUGUGCUGCCAAAUUCAUCCCUCUGAGGAGCAAAACCAAGUCCAGGGCUCAUCAGGAGAGGGAUAUUCUUGCCUCUCUGUCCCACGACAGAAUUACCAGGCUCCUGGAUGAGUUUGAAACACGAAAAACACUGAUUUUGAUUCUGGAGUUAUGCUCCAGUGAGGAGCUCCUGGAUCGUUUAUUCAAGAAGAGCGUGGUCACUGAAGCUGAGGUCAAACUGUACAUCAAGCAAAUUUUGGAAGGAAUCAAAUAUCUUCAUGACAACAACAUCCUUCAUUUGGACAUCAAGCCACUGAAUAUCCUCAUGGUUUAUCCUGAGAGGGAAGACCUGAAGAUCUGUGACUUUGGGUUUGCCCAGAGGAUCACGCCCGUGCAGCCCCAGUACAGCAAAUACGGCUCUCCGGAGUUUGUUGCCCCAGAAAUUGUUUCCCAGUCACCAGUGUCAAAAGCAACUGAUAUCUGGGCUGUUGGAGUCAUCACAUAUUUAAGCCUCACGUGCAAGUCUCCAUUUGCUGGGGAGAACGACAGGAAAACUCUCCUAAACAUCCAGAACGGGGAAAUUUCAUGGACCAUUCCUGAUGUUGUUCACUUGAGUGAAGAUGCAAAGGACUUCAUGAAAGGGAUCCUGCAGCAGCACCCCAAAUCCAGGCCAAGUGCUUUGGACUGUCUUUCCCACAAAUGGUUCAUGCACAACGUCCCUCUUGAAGCAGCCCAUUUCAUUAACACCAAACAGCUCAAAUUCAUUGUGGCUCGGAGCAAGUGGCAGCGCUCCCUGAUGUGCUACAAAUCCAUCCUGGUGAUGAGGUCCAUCCCAGAAAUCCUGGAAAGGACCCACGACAACAGCUCCCUGGCCAUCUCCAGACACCUCAUUGAGGAAAGCACUUCAUCCAGCACCAGUGGCUCCUCCUCAGACAACGAGAACUCAAAUUUCCCCCAAAAGAAGCACUUUGGCUCCACCCCUGAACUGCACUUGCCCGUAUUUGAUGCCCCGAGCCAUCCAGAGCCUCUGAAACGUGCGAGUGAACGGGAGCACUCCAAAAGCUCCAUCCCUCCAGUAAAACCCAUGAGGAGGAAAUAUGCCUCAGUGAAAGCUGAGGUGGGGGAUAAAUCACCCACAGAAAGCAAAGAGCUCGUGGCAAGUAUCUUACAGGAGAAAGAGGAGAGGCUCCUUCCCAGCCUUCGGGGAGAGCCAUCCCAAAAAAGUAUCGCUGCUGAGCCUUCAUCCCUGAGGGCUUCCACAGAAAGCACAUCACUUGUGCAUCAGAAAGAAAAACCAGACACACCUUCAUCUGAAAAGGACAGAGGUGAAGAGGCAGAGGAUGGGGCAGAGAAGCCAUCUGCCUUUGUUCCCAGGCAGAGUGUCAUUAAAAGCACCUUCUACAGCCAAGCAACGGAGCUGCCUGCGAGGCCGCCUUCGUCACCAGGCAGGGAGUUCAGAAGGCACCUGGACAGAGCCAGGAGGACUUUCCGGAAGGCUGGCUAUUCAAAGGUGCCCCUCAGUGGCCUCCGAGAACCCCUCCUUGAGCAGUUUGAACUGGAAGAAGAAGAAGAAGAAGGAGGAGAUGAUCGCAGAGAAGCUCUGCUGGGAUCCUUGACCAAAUCUGCGUCGUUUGACACGGCCAGGAAGCCCCCACACCCUGCCAUUGCUGGUGGCAGCCGCAGCCGCUCCCUGGAUGACUACAGGCUGAGAUCCUCCAGAUCCCUGAGGGAACAAGAGAUUUUGGAGGAGGACUGUGAUGUGUUGUCCCAGGAAAGCUGCGCUGAAGGCAGCGAUCACUGCGAUGUUUCUGCAAGGGCUGAAAUUGCUCCAGCUGCAGCCUAUGAACUGGUAUAUGAGGAAUAUCCAGAGGGUUAUGGUGAGGAUGGAGGCAUUGCCUUAGAAAGUGGAAGUCACGCUGGAGAAACUGCCCCACCGCUGCUCCGCAGGGAUUACCAUGGCCAGGAGCUGUCACACCACAGAUCUUCUUUUUACAGUGAUGAGGAGUCUGCUGUGCUGGAGGGCUUGGUGGAUGAGAUGGUUUCUCUCUCUGAGGAGAUGGAUGUUUGGGCAGAGUCAGUUUCUGGAGAGAAGGGAAGCAGGAGGCACAUUUCUCCUCCCAGAGGGAUGUCCUACAAAGGCAGCCAAGCACACAUGGACACCUCCUUCCCUUCUGUCCAACAGGGUGGAAGAGGAGAGGUCGCUGAGCAGGAUGACCUUGCAGAACCCUGCCUUGCUGUGAGUGAGGAGCCAGGAGCCCUGGAAGAGCAGGGAGCACAGACAGUUCCUCAUGAAUGUGAGCACCUGGAGGACUUGGCAUUUGAGACCUCCCCUUCCAGCCCAGAGAGCCUUUCCUCCACAGAGAGCUUGGACACUGCAAGAAGACACAUCCCAGUGAUCAAGGACACUGGCAAACACCCAGAAGUCUCUUUGGUGAAAAUCAAAGACCUGUCAGAUGAAACACCCAGUGUUGGCAGCGGCCCCCAGAAAUUCGACAUCUCAGAAGUGGAGCCUGCCUAUUUGAAUUUCUCAGAUUUGUACGACAUUGUCUAUUUCCCAUUUGAGUUUCUGAGCUAUAAGAAGCCUUCACCCAAACCAGUUCCUAGAAGGUUCAUGUUCCUUGGUGAAAGGGCAAGGUCCCCUCCUGCAGGACAUCUCCAUAAGGAUAAAAGACUGUGCAUCAGGGAGCAGGAAGACAAGAACAGGAAGAACCGUUUGGAAAUAUCUGAGGAUUCAAAGGCAGCUAACUUAGGCAUGGGGAAAGGGGCAGAGAGCCAUAAAGAAAUGUAUAGCUCCCAAAAGGACUCCAGUGGGAAGCAGAAAAGCUCCUUCCACAGCAAGCCUGGACUCUUUAAACCUUAUGCAAGGUCUCAUUCAGUGGAGCAGUCAGUGGAGCAGAGUCUGAAGAAGAAAGUAAAAGCUUCUGUCGCCCACAUUUCAAGAAUCCUAAAAGGAAAGACAUCUCCUGAGCCAGAGGAAGCCCCGUCGUUCACUGAGGAGCUCACGGACCAGGCUGCGGCUGCCGGACAGUGCGUGACGCUCUCGUGCCGGACUGCACCUCACUCCUCCCUGCACAUCAGCUGGUUCAGAGAUGGGAGACCUGUCCAGAGCAGCAGCCGGAUCCUCAUCUCCUCCACACUCAAACACUUCCAGCUGUUAACAAUUCUCUCUGUUAAUGCUGAGGAUUUUGGUAUUUACACCUGUGUGGCCACAAACUCUCUGGGCUCAGCAUCCACCUCUUGUGUCAUAAGAAAAGCAGAGGUUCCCCCCAGCCCUCCACCCCCUGACAUCGUGGAGGUCUACAAGGAUGGAGUGCAGGUGGUUUGGAAACCUGUGGAAACCAACACCCCUGUCCACUACAGUGUCCAGUGCAAGACUGAAGAUGGGGAGUGGACAACUCUUGCUUCUGACAUCACUGACUGCUGCUACUAUGCCAGAAAUCUCCCCCAGGGCUUCAUCUACAGCUUCAGGACAGCCUGCAGCAGCAAGGCAGGGAUGGGCCCCUACAGUGACCCCUCUGCCAAAGUGGCAAUCACUUCCCCAUCAGCUGCCCCUGAGGAAGAGAGUGAAGUGAUCUCACCUCCUGAGCCCUUCCCAACCUACCAGACCUACGCCUUCCAAACUGAGAUCAAAAGGGGCCGGUUCAGCAUCGUCCGGCAGUGCCGGGAGAAGGUGAGCGGCAAGACUCUGGCUGCUAAAAUCAUCCCUUACUGGCAAGAGGACAAGCAGGCUGUGCUGCUGGAGUACCAGGUGCUCAGGAAGCUCCACCACACCAACAUAGCCCAGCUGAAGGGUGCCUAUGUCAGCCCCAGGCAUCUGGUGCUGAUCCAGGAGAUGUGUGUGGGGCCAGAGCUGCUCCACUCCUUGGCACUACGGACAUCAUACUCAGAGGUGGAGGUCCGAGACUACCUGUGGCAGAUCCUCAGUGCCACUGAGUACCUCCAUGCACACAACAUCCUGCACCUGGACCUCAGGUCUGAGAACAUGAUCAUCACCGAGCCCAACCUGCUGAAACUCCUGGAUUUUGGCAAUGCACAGUUCUACACACCAGACAAAUUUAUUACCAUGGAUAAAUGCUCGGACUAUGUGGAGACCAUGGCUCCAGAACUGCUGACAGAGCAAGGAGCCCUUCCCCAGACUGAUAUUUGGUCCAUUGGAAUCACAGCCUUCAUCAUGUUGAGUGCCAACUACCCCAUCAGCUCGGAUGUGCCCUGUGAGUUCCUGAGAACAGCCAGGAAGGGGAAGCUGAAGCUGGCGCGGUGCUACGCGGGCCUGUCCGGGGGAGCAGUGUCCUUCCUGCAGAGCACUCUGUGUGCAAACCCUUGGGGAAGGCCCUCAGCCUCCGAGUGCCUCCAGAGCCCCUGGCUGCAGGAGACAGGUCUGGACAACAGGCAGCAGGCACUGGUCACCUUCCCCACCACCAAACUGAGGAAUUUCCUCAUGGAACGGGAAAAGAAGAGGGGCCUGCUCUGCUCCAAGUAUGGCCUCAUGAUUGCACAGUGA